UCUCAGUGGCUGAAAGAGUCUCUCCAUCAGUACCGUUUAGACUGGAGGGAGCGCACCAGAGGGGUAGGUUCCAGGGAUACACGUUCACAGGAAUAUUCAUCUCUAUGAUUCCUCUGCCUUCUUUUUUCCUUCUUCCUCUUCUUGUUCCACACCCCGGCGUGAGUGUGUAGGAGAAGCAGGAGAGGUCCAGACGCAGUCGUGCUGUGGAAGAGAGUGUGUGAGAGAAAAGGGGCAGCUUCCCCACUGGUCACUCCCUCUGGACGCCGUUUGCAUGGACUUGGGGUUUCGUUUCUGAAUCCCGGGCAGCCUGCAGCAGCUCUUCAUGUUGGAAUAAAACCAGAGGAAGUCGCACCCCAAGAUGAGCGAGGAAGCCAAGGAUAAGAGCCAAAGCAAGCCGGCGCACCGCAAAAAGAAGGGGAAAAAGUCUGACAGCAAUGCCAGCUACCUGAGGGCAGCCCGGGCUGGGAACUUGGAAAAGGCCCUCGACUAUCUGAAGUCAGGAGUUGACAUCAACAUCUGUAACCAGAAUGGGUUGAACGCUCUACAUCUCUCCUCCAAGGAGGGUCACACAGAGGUGGUUGCGGAGCUGCUGAAGCUCGGUGCCAAUGUGGAUGCAGCCACAAAGAAGGGGAACACUGCUCUGCACAUAGCCUCGCUCGCCGGACAGACGGACGUGGUGAAGGAGCUGGUGAACAACGGGGCCAACGUGAACGCACAAUCUCAGAAUGGCUUCACUCCGCUGUACAUGGCUGCUCAGGAGAACCACCUGGAGGUGGUGCGGUUCCUCCUGGAGAACAACGCUAGCCAGAGCAUGGCCACCGAGGAUGGCUUCACCCCCCUGGCGGUGGCCCUGCAACAGGGGCAUGAUCAGGUGGUGUCCCUGCUCCUGGAGAACGACACCAAGGGCAAGGUGCGGCUACCCGCCCUCCACAUCGCUGCCCGUAAGGACGACACCAAGGCUGCCGCUCUGCUCCUGCAGAGUGACCACAACGCAGACGUGGAGUCCAAGAUGAUGGUGAAUAGAACGACGGAGAGUGGCUUCACCCCACUUCACAUCGCAGCUCACUACGGCAACAUCAACGUGGCCACACUGCUGCUGAACCGCGGGGCAGCGGUAGACUUCACAGCGAGGAAUGACAUCACACCUCUGCACGUUGCAUCGAAGAGAGGGAACGGGAACAUGGUCAAACUGCUGUUGGAACGAGGAGCUAAAAUAGAUGCCAAAACCAAGGACGGACUGACCCCCUUACACUGUGGAGCGAGAAGUGGUCACGAGCAAGUCGUGGAAAUGCUGCUGGACAGAGGGGCCCCAAUUCUGUCCAAAACAAAGAAUGGGCUGUCUCCCUUACACAUGGCCACUCAAGGAGACCACCUCAACUGCGUCCAGCUCCUACUGCAGCACGACGUACCCGUGGACGACGUCACCAACGACUACCUGACGGCGCUGCACGUGGCGGCACACUGCGGCCACUACAAAGUGGCCAAGGUCAUCGUGGACAAGAAGGCCAACCCCAACGCCAAAGCCCUGAAUGGUUUCACGCCACUCCAUAUCGCCUGCAAGAAGAACCGUAUUAAAGUGAUGGAGCUCCUGCUGAAACAUGGAGCAUCGAUUCAGGCUGUGACUGAGUCGGGACUCACACCAAUUCAUGUGGCUGCCUUUAUGGGGCAUGAAAACAUUGUAACUCAGCUGACGCACCACGGAGCUUCACCCAACACAACCAAUGUGAGGGGAGAGACCGCACUCCACAUGGCCGCAAGGGCGGGGCAGCUCAACGUGGUCAAGCACCUGGUGAAGAAUGGGGCCAAGGUGGAGGUUAAGGCCAAGGAUGACCAGACUCCACUGCAUAUCUCCAGCCGGCUGGGCAAGGCAGACAUCGUCCAGCACCUGCUCCAAUGCGGGGCGUCAGCCAAUGCUGCCACCACGUCUGGGUACACCCCUCUGCACCUAGCGGCCCGCGAGGGGCACGAGGAGGUGGCGUCGGUGCUUCUGGAUCACGGUGCCUCACUGUCUGCCACCACAAAGAAGGGAUUCAGUCCUUUGCAUGUGGCGGCGAAAUAUGGAAAGAUCGAGGUGGCUAAUCUCCUUCUUCAGAAGAGCGCGGUUCCCGACGCAGCGGGAAAGAGUGGCCUAACCCCACUGCAUGUUGCUGCGCACUACGAUAACCAGAAGGUGGCGCUUCUCCUGUUGGACCAGGGAGCCUCUCCCCACGCAGCUGCCAAGAAUGGAUACACUCCUUUACACAUCGCUGCCAAAAAGAACCAGAUGGACAUCGGCACCACCCUGCUGGAGUACGGAGCCGACACCAACGCCGUCACCCGCCAGGGCAUCAGUCCCCUGCAUCUAGCAGCGCAGGAGGGCAACGUUGAUAUGGUGUCCCUGCUGCUGGCACGGAACGCCAAUGUCAACCUGGGCAAUAAGAGUGGGCUAACGCCUCUCCACUUAGCUGCCCAGGAAGACAAAGUAAAUGUGGCUGAGGUUCUGGCCAAUCACGGGGCAGCUAUUGACCCACAGACAAAGAUGGGAUACACUCCGCUACACGUGGCCUGUCACUAUGGAAACGUGAAGAUGGUCAACUUCCUCUUACAGCACCAAGCAAAAGUCAAUGCCAAAACUAAGAAUGGCUACACUCCUCUCCACCAGGCGGCGCAACAGGGCCACACCCAUGUCAUUAACAUCCUGCUUCAGCGCGGCGCCUCACCCAAUGAACUCACUGUGAAUGGAAACACAGCCCUGUCCAUCGCCAGGAGGCUGGGCUACAUCUCUGUGGUGGACACGCUGAAGGUCGUCACAGAGGAGACACUGACCACCAUGACUGUGACGGAAAAGCAUAAAAUGAAUGUUCCAGAAACGAUGAAUGAGUUCCUUGACAUGUCAGAUGAGGAAGGUGAGGAUGCAAUGACUGGAGACACGGACAAAUACCUGCGACCCCAGGACCUAAAGGAGCUCGGGGACGACUCUCUUCCGCAGGACGGCUACAUGGGAUUCAGCCUCGGAGCGCGGUCUGCCAGCCCUAGGAUCAGCCUCCGCUCCUUCAGUUCGGAUAGGUCCAACACUCUGAACCGGAGCUCCUUCGCGCGGGACAGCAUGAUGAUCGAGGAGAUCCUGGCCCCCACCAAGGACACGCUUCAAAGUGUCUGUAAAGACAUCUCCUUCGUUGUUGAUCCGCAAAAUAAGCACCUCGCGGUGACCAGGGAGUGCAACUCGGAUGCUCUGAGACGGUACAGCUGGGCCGCAGACACCCUGGACAAUGCCAACCUGGUCUCCAGCCCCAUCCACUCAGGCUUUUCGUCUCCGCUUCCCCAGUAUGACUCCAGGUUCCUGGUCAGCUUCAUGGUGGACGCGCGGGGCGGCUCCAUGAGGGGCAGCCGCCACAACGGCAUGCGCAUCAUCAUCCCGCCCCGGAAGUGCACGGCGCCCACCCGCAUCACCUGCCGUCUGGUCAGGAGGCACAAGCUGGCCUGCCCCCCGCCCAUGGUGGAGGGAGAGGGCCUGGCCAGCCGGCUGGUGGAGGUGGGCCCUGCCGGAGCUCAGUUUCUGGGCCCUGUAAUUGUGGAGAUCCCACAUUUUGGCUCCAUGAGGGGAAAGGAGAGGGAGCUGAUCGUCCUCAGGAGUGACAACGGAGAGACGUGGAAGGAGCACCAGUAUGACUGUAGGACAGAGGACCUCAACCAGGUUCUCAACGGCAUGGAUGAAGAGCUGGACAGCGCGGAGGAACUCGAGAAGAAACGCAUCUGUCGCAUCAUCACCAGGGAUUUCCCACAGUACUUUGCGGUCGUCUCCCGGAUCAAGCAAGAGAGUAACCACAUGGGUCCGGAGGGAGGUGUCCUGCAAAGUAUGUGUGUGCCGAAGGUCCGAGCAUCCUUCCCAGAGGGGGCGCUAACCAAAAGGAUCCGAGUUGGCCUGCAGGCUCAGCCUGUCCCGGAUGAACUGGCCAAGAAGAUUGUGGGGACCAGGGCCACGUUCAGCCCCAUCGUGACAGUAGAGCCCAGGAGGAGGAAGUUCCACAAACCCAUCACCAUGACAAUCCCAGUCCCGCCUCCGGCAGUGGACGGUGUUGCCAAUGGCUACAGAGGGGACAGCACCCCCUGUCUGCGGCUCCUGUGCAGCAUAACAGGGGGUACUUCACCAGCCCAGUGGGAGGACAUUACAGGGACCACCCCUUUGUCGUUUGUGACCGAAUGUGUGUCUUUCACCACCAAUGUUUCCGCCAGGUUUUGGCUUGCAGACUGCCACCAGAUCCCAGAGACAGUUGGCCUGGCCACUCAGCUCUACCGUGAGCUGAUCUGCGUGCCGUACUUGGCCAAGUUUGUGGUGUUUGCCAAGAUGAACGACCCAGUUGAAUCCAACCUGCGCUGUUUCUGCAUGACGGACGACAAAGUGGACAAAACUCUGGAACAGCAGGAGAACUUCGAGGAGGUGGCUAGGAGCAAAGACAUCGAGGUUCUGGAAGGAAAACCCAUCCAUGUGGAUUGCUAUGGAAAUUUGGCUCCUCUUACCAAAACUGGACAACAGCUGGUUUUCAAUUUCUACGCCUUCAAAGAAAACAGGCUGCCAUUCAGUGUGAAGAUCAGAGAUGUUAGUCAAGAGCCCUGUGGGCGACUCUCAUUCCUUAAAGAGCCAAAAACCACUAAAGGUCUUCCACAGACUGCUGUCUGCAAUCUGAACAUCACACUGCCAGCUCUCAAAAAGGAAAUGGAGUCAGACCCAGAUGAAGAGGCUGACAAACCUGAGCGACGUCAUACCUUUGCUUCUCUAGCCUUACGUAAGCGCUACAGCUAUCUGACCGAGCCUGCAACGAAAACAGUUGAACGAAGCACACCAAGAACACUGCCUGCUGGUUACGCUUACAAACCUGUCUUUUCAACAAGAUCUUACCAGGCAUGGUCGGCUGCUCCUAUUACCGUCCCUGGGCAAGCAAAAUCUGGAUUUGGUUCCCUCUCCAGUUCGUCGUCCAACACGCCAUCUGCCUCGCCAUUAAAGUCAGUGUGGUCAAUUACCUCAGCAUCCCCUAUCAAGUCUACCCUUGGAGCUUCAACCGCAUCUUCAGUCAAGUCAGUCAGUGAUAUAGCUUCUCCCAUCAGGUCAUAUAGAACUAUUUCUUCCCCAAUCAAGACAGUUGUUCAGCAAGCCCAAUAUCCAGUGUCCUCUUCACUGCUGUCCUCACCUGGUAAAGCUGAGCCAGACCCUGUGUCUGUUAAAGGACUUGCUGCAUCUCUGGCUUCAAGGACCUCCCCUGUCAUGAAUGCAGGGUCACUACUGGAACGGUCUUCAAUUACCAUGACCCCACCUGCAUCUCCAAAAUCCACAGUAAACAUGUACAAUUUACCUUAUAAAUCUGUCAUAGCCUCUGUUACACCAGUGGCUUCUUCCCCAAUAAAAACAGUAUCUGGCCUGUCCUCAGUCAAAACCAAUGCAGAAGUCUCUGGUGCAUCAAAAGGUUUGCUGGUUUCAUCUCUGUCUUCACCUGUAAAAUCUACAGCCAUCCCCAGUGCAGCAGCAUUGAUCAAUGGGUCCGUUUCGCCUAUCAGAUAUCCCUCAUCCUCGCCUACUGUGCUUUCUGGAGGGACCAGCAGUUUGCAAGAAAGGAUACAAGCAACAACUCAUGCGGCCACAACAAGUGUCACUGCUGCUAUGGAUGAAGCUGAAAAGACCUUUAAUUCUUGCUCUGCAGGUUACGGCACUCUAAAGUCCAUCUCCACGUCCUCGUCUUACCAGUCAAUAAGAUCUUCCCCUUCGACUUCCAUUUUUGCCUCCUUGAGGUCUCCAGCUUCUUCCACCACCUCUGUUACGUGUAGCACAAUAACCGUGCCAGUCUACUCUGUGAUUAAUGUUUUGCCAGAGCCACAAUUUAAAAAACUUCCAGAGGUCACCCGAUCGGCAGCCGCACUCCUGUCCCCUCUGAAGACCAGGGCUACAGAGCCGCAAACCACCACCCAGUCCAACUUUUCUAAGACGCUGUCACCAGUCAAAUCAUCGUUCAUUCCUCCUGCAGCCCUAAAAUCAGCUGCAGCAUCCUCAUUAACGUCCAGCCAGGAAAUCCUGAAGGAUGUGGCAGAAAUGAAGGAGGACUUAAUGAGGAUGUCUGCCAUCUUACAGACUGACACCAGUCCAGUAACUAAAAACUUCCAGUCAGACUCGCCUAAAGAGCCUAAAAUCGAAGACGAGGAGCCUUACAGGAUUGUUGAAAAAGUGAAACAGGAUCUGGUUAAAGUUAGUGAGAUCCUAACAAAGGAUGCGCUGAGAGAGAGCAAAGUUGCAUUAAAACAGAAGAGACUUGAGGACGACUGGGUGGAGUUUUCGAAAGACGAGAUACAGGAAGCUCAGCAGAAUGGCCGGAGAUGUCCCCUAAGCUACGACUCAGAUGGCUUUCAAGUCAGAACAAAGUCCAUAACUGACAGAGAUUUCAAUUUAGCAAGGGUGGUUGACUAUUUGACAAAUGAUAUUACGGGUAACUCUCUUUCAAAAAUAUCAGAUGUGAAGUGCAGAUACGAUGAGGUGAAAAGAGAAGGAGAGGAAAAGCAGAAACGUAUUCUCAAACCCGCUAUAGCUCUUCAGGAACACAAACUCAAAAUGCCACCUUCAAACAUGCGCUCCUCUCCUUCAGAAAAAGAGUUGUGCAAACUCGCUGAGGCGUUGUUUGGCACCGAUGCCAUAUUAGUGUCCCCGGAUGACAUCUCACAUGAACAGGAUAAGAGUCCUCUCUCGGACAGUGGCUUUGAAACCAGGAGCGAAAAGACCCCAUCUGCACCUCAGAGUGCUGAGAGCACAGGGCCCAAGCCUCUCUUUAAUGAUGUUCCCAUCCCCCCUGUCAUCACAGAGACACGCACAGAGGUUGUUCACGUCAUAAGGAGCUACGAGCCCUCUGAAGACAGCCAGGAGCCGAUGGUGGAAGAAACACGAGUGGCCAAGUCACCUGCAUGCAUUCAAGCAGAACCACAACCUAACGGACCCCUCAGGGACAAAGUAAAAGGGUAUCAGGUGAAAGUCAAUGGAGAGGAUGACUCCGCAAGCAAAGGUAUGCGCGUUAAAGAGGAAACGCACAUUACCACUACAACCAGAAUGGUUUACCAUAAACCGCCCAACAAAGAGGCUGCGUCUGAGAGGCUCGAGGAAACGAUGUCGGUUCGAGACAUAAUGAAAGCAUUCCAGUCUGGUAGAGAUCCCUCCAGAGAGCUGGCUGGCUUGUUUGAGCACAAGGCUGGCAAUGAAUAUCACAAAGGAAAUGAAUCAUCGCCACGGCUUCUCGAAAAAGACGUUAAUUCAAAACCCAAGGUUGAAAGAAUAAUUGAGGUUCACAUUGAAAAGGGAAAUAAGGCUGAACCAACUGAGCUUAUCAUACGGGAAACAAAAAACCACCCAGAGAAAGAGAUGUAUGUCUACCAGGGGGAUCAUGGGGUAAAGGAGCUACAAAGUAAAGUGGAUGCAGAUGAUGAUGCUCAUCCGGAAGAGAAGGAGCUUACUGCAGAGGAGUCACUUCCCUCUUACUUAGAGUCAUCCAGAGUGAAUACCCCCCUUUCUCAGGAGGAAGACAGUCGUCCAGGUUCUGCACAGCUUGUCAUGGAUGACUCCUAUAAAACCUUGAAGCUGCUGAGCCAGCAGUCUGUCGAAUAUCACGAUGACGAGUCAUCAGAACUGAGGGGGGAGUCCUACAGAUUUGCUGAGAAAAUGCUUCUUUCUGAGAAGCUUGAUGUAUCUCACUCUGAUACAGAGGAGUCUAGGACUGAUCAAACUCAUGCCCGUAGCUUGGAGGUGCAGGGUUCAGAGAGGCAUAAUGGUGAAAGACAGUACAGUGGGCCCAAAAAAGAGUUUAUUAUAAAGUCAUCAAAUGAGACAGACAGAGCAGCUAAAUUUGCUAAUUCGGAUCAGCAGAAGCUAACAGUGUUGCAUUACACUUCAGAGCCCGGUAGCCCAAAGCAUUACCAAAGGGUUACAGAAGACCGGCUGGACAGGAAUAGGGAAAAACUCAUAUACGAGGACAGGGUUGAUCGAACUGUGAAGGAGGCAGAAGAAAAAUUAAGUGAGGUUUCUCAGUUUUUUCGUGACAAAACGGAGAAACUAAACGAUGAGCUCCAGUCGCCAGAGAAGAAGCCUUACAAGGGAGUUGCAAGGGAAACCCAGUCUGGGCCUAGCUCUACCUGUACUAGUCCUGAAAAAACACUGAGUAAGAAUGGAGGGAAUAAAGAGGACUGGGGUAGAGUGGGGAAAUUAUUUAGCAACUCAAAUGAAAGAAAAUGUUCUAGCUUGCCAAGCAGUCCUGAAAGAUGCAUUUUAUCCCGAUAUAACAAUGACAGAAACAAACAGGGGGAUAGCAUAAACCAAAACAAGACAAGUGAGGCCUCCCAACCUUUCCAGCUUAAGUCAUCCAUGGUGAACAUGGUGAAAUUAAAAUUUGAAUCAGAGGCUCACAAGCAAGACAGUCCUCAAUUGGAUCAAACAAAACCCACAGUGAAAAAACUCCAAGAAAGUAAGCUUCCUGUGUAUCAGUUUUUCGCUGGAGCAAGAACAGACAAAUCAAUAGAAAAAACAGACCAAGGGAAAAGUCAUGUGGAAAAUCUAGAUGUUGAAGGCAACGUUAUCACUGGACAAAGCCUAGAUAACAGUAAGGUCCAUGUCACUUCUGUCAACCAGAAAAAUUCAAAUACACCCACAAAACACUGCCCGAGCAUAAAUAGCCAGGAAAUGAAUGCAAAGAUCUACAAGACUUGGGAGAGCCAUGGAAAUGGAAAAAACAAGAAUCAGAAAGAUAAACUGUCCCACACCCUCAUUCAGGACACAAUAAAAGAAAGCAACAAGAAUGACAUUAAAAAUUCAGUCACUGAACAAGAAAAUGGGCAGCUUUUUAAAAAUGGGACACUAAGCAGUGAAAUGACAGAAAGUUCUCCAACGAAAAAAAUAAUAUAUACAGAGCUGGUGAUGCGGGAAGACAGUGAAAGUAGUGACAGCCUCACUUGCAAUGGCACUCUUAAAAAAAAGACUGAUUCACAAAUUCCUGUUAGGAUGACCGCAAGUCCCACAGAUGAUCACCAUUUUAAAAAGUCAAAGCCAGAAACUUUGGUAAAACCCUCUGAUAGGAAUGACUCCUUAUCAAGGAGUCCAUUUAUGAAUGCAGUGCAUAACGAUAUUGGUGACGACAGUCCUGUAGAGUACAUGGAAAAAGUAUCUCCUGUUGUCAAAGCUGAAAGCUCUCAAGAUAUCAAAACAUUGCCAGUUUAUGUAAGCAUUCAAGUGGGCAAGCACUAUGAGAAAGAAACUGUAGGCGGACAACAAGGAUCUUACAGAAAGAUUGUCAGUCAGGAAAGCAGAACAGUACAUGAGACACGGGGAGCGUUUUAUACAGUUAAACAGAAGCAACCACCAUCUCCCCAGGGCAGCCCUGAGGACGAUACACUGGAGCAAGUGUCUUUUAUGGACAGCUCAGGGAAGAGUCCCCUGACACCUGAGACUCCUAGCUCUGAGGAAGUGAGCUAUGAUCUCACCUCCAGAACACCCGAUUCCCUGUUUGCUUUCAUGUUAGGCAAACCCAGUCCAAUUGCAGAAGUUCCAGAGGAAUCUGAGGAGGAGGAAGAAGGCAAAGCUCAUUCAUUUUUGAAGGAAUCUCCACCAGAUAAGACAAAACCUCCCCAAUCGGAGGACACAAAUGGGCACAAAGAAAUAGCAAAUAAAACAAAGGAAAAACGAGUUGCUUACAUUGAAUUUCCUCCACCCCCUCCGCUGGACCCAGAGUCAUCAGAGCCUGAAAAAAAGGCUUCUUGUCCCUCUUCUGAGACUGAGACAGAAAUGAUGGAGGUCAACCUCCAAGAGGAACAUGACAAGCACCUUCUUGCUGAGCCUAUAAUCAGAGUGCAGCCUCCAUCCCCCCUGCCUCCUGGCGUAGGCGACAGUGACUCCAGUGAUGAUGAGUCAAUAUUUCAGCCUAUUCCUUUAAAGAAGUAUACCUUCAAGGUUUCAGAAGAGGAAGAAAAGCGGUCCAAACCUAAAAAGCCUGAAAGGAAUGGAAAACAUAAGGAAGUAGGCACAAAUGGUGAUGUAAAGGGAGAAGACUUUGAGUUUGAGCAAAAUGGGAACGAUCAGUCUGUCACUGACUGCUCAAUUGCCACAACUGCAGAGUUUUCUCACGACACUGAUGCCACAGAAAUUGAUUCUCUUGAUGGAUAUGAUCUCCAGGAUGAGGAUGAUGGCUUAAGCGAGCAAGAUCCGAAAUCAAGCUUAGCCAAAGAAAGUAGAAAAGAGAUGCGGACAACAGACAGCAUUUUGAAGUCAUGUGAUCGUUCCUUUAGCCAGACUAAACUUGAGGUCAUUGAGGAAGAGGAGAAGGUGGUGAAUGAUGAAGAAGGAACUACAAACACAAAAACAGUCUCUCUAGACAAAGAAUCAGAAGAAGGGACAAAUGGGGAAGGAAACUAUUCUUUGGAGGGAAGACACCCGGACAGACAAGGAUUUGCAGAUAGCUACUUUAACUACCAACUAGAGGAGGAAUUUAACACCCCUUUUAAGACUGUUGCUACCAAAGGUUUGGACUUUGAUCCUUGGUCCAGCAAAGGAGGAGAUAAUGAAGUCUUCGACGUUAGAAUAAAAGAUGAAGAGCCCAAGCCUUUUGGCUUGACUGUAGAGGACAGGUCACAAGCAACUACUCCAGACACUACCCCUGCCAGAACACCAACUGAUGAGAGUACUCCGACUAGCGAGCCCAAUCCUUUCCCCUUUCACGAAGGGAAGAUGUUUGAGAUGACUCGUGGUGGUGCAAUUGACAUGAGCAAGCGGGAUUUUGUUGAAGAGAGACUUCAGUUUUUUCAGAUUGGUGAGCAUACUUCGGAAGGGAGGUCAGGGGGCAAAGGGAAAGGGGUCACGAGUCUGGGUGGAGUUAUCUCACAGUCACAGGCAGGGGAUAGCACACUUGAGCAACAGGCAAAAGCCCCCACAGAUACUGCAACAGUCAAGUGCAAUCUCAUUCAACUCAGCACUGACUGUGUGAGCACGUCGUCUGGUGACUUUAUAGCAGAAACAUCCUCUUGUACAAUAACAGCAUCCAAAGUUGAUUCUAAAUUACGAACUCCAAUUAAAAUGGGGAUCGCAGCCUCCAUUACUGUGAAAAAAGAUGCUAGUUUUAUAGAAUUACCUGAUUGUAAAGCUGAGAAAUCAGACAGUCAGAAUACAGAAUACUCAGGCAUAGAAUUAUAUGUAGAUAAUCAGCCUAGCAGAUUUAGCUGCACAGCUUCAAAACCUUCUGAGAGAAGAGAUUUUCAGACAGAGAAUUGCAAUAACAACAACAACCUUGAGUCCUCAAACAUUCAGGCCAACUACAUUCAGUGCGGCAGUGUAGUGUUUAAUUUGCAGUCCUCAUCAGAGCCCACGCUUCAGCAGGUCAGUAGGAUUGAGGCCUCAUCUUGCAGAGAUGCAGAGAAAGCCAGGGCAGACAGUGAGCUGUGCGAGCAAAGGAAGACUAGCGAGUCCAAGGAAACAGAAGCAAGGCCACCAAAGUCCAGGCUGCCAAUCAAAGCCCCUGGCUCUGCAUCACACACACAGAGUACCACAGUGGGAAAGCAGAGGCCCAAACACACAGUUAAACCUGAGGUCAGGAAAAGAGUAGAUAAUUUCAUAGCUGCUGAACCCAAAUCGAGGAUUCCAAUAAAAGAGGUUAAGAAGAGUAAUGUCAGUCCCCCCAUUUCGGUGCAGAUAGUGUCCAGGUCAGUGAGGACCGAGAAGGAAAGAGCAAAGCAGGUGCCCCCCAGAUUGUCCGAUAAGGACAGGACUAACCUCUGCAGCAACUCAGCGUACGAGACAGGUAGAGAGGUGUGCAAACGCUCCAUUGAGUACUUUAAGGGCCUUAGUGGGGAGACGCUAAAACUGGUGGACCGCCUUUCCGAUGAAGAGAAAAAGAUGCAGUCAGAACAGUCCGAUGAAGACAGCACGUCGAGAAGCACCUCGCUGUCCGACCCCUCUCAGCCUUCCCUCACUUCGAGGUCCGCUAGAGAACGGAAAAACGAUGCAGCGCCCGUAAGAGCGAAGGCUGAGCUGGCCGGCAGUGAGAGGAGGCGGAGGAGUAGGCGGACUGGUGGGAAUGGAGGCAGUCAGGUUGCCGGGCCCCACGUGGCUCCCGCCGGCGAGAUCAAGCCUAGCCCACAGAGUCCCUGUGAAAGAACAGACCUGCGGAUGGCUAUAGUAGCUGACCAUCUGGGUUUGAGCUGGACUGAGCUGGCCAGGGAAAUGAAUUUCUCGGUUGAUGAAAUAAACCACAUCCGACUGGAGAACCCCAACUCGUUAACGGCACAGAGUUUCAUGCUCUUAAAGAAAUGGGUCAAGAGAGAUGGCAAAGAUGCCACAACGGAUGCCUUAACCGCAGUGCUGGCCAAGGUCAACAGGAUGGACAUAGUGACACUGCUGGAAGGUCCAAUAUUUGACUAUGGUAACAUUUCUGGCACUAGAAGCUUUGCAGAUGACUCAGUAUUCCUGGAUCAAUCCGAUGUUUACCAGAGCCUCCAAAUGGAACUGCAGUCUCCUACAGAGCUGAGCUCUGAGCCUGCUGACCUGCUCUGGAGAGAUGAUAUCCUCAUUGAGGAGCCUAGGGUAGAGACUAGUAGAAGCCCCUGUAGGCCCAGCGAUUUGGCGCUGAUUCAGCCGCACGGCCCUGCCGCUGACACCGUGACGGAGGAGCCCCCCGUGGAUGGCUGUGGGCCGGGGGGCAGUGAGGUCGUCUCUGGAGCAGAGGACCAUGACAUUAGCCACAGGUCCACCUCCUCCGAGCAGCAGGACUCUGGCAGUGCGGUAAAAGAGAUGGGUGAGCUUUCGGAGCGGGAGCAGCAUGUGGAAGACAGAGGAGCAGGAGACUGGCAGCAGGAGAUGAGUGACAGCUACCCGCUUCGGGCGUGGGCCUUGGCAUUAGGAGAGGGCAGUGAUUCUGGUUCUGAAGAGGAAGAAGAAGAGGCAUCCCAAGGACAGUUAAACUCCUUAAUGGAAGAUAUUAUACUGGAGGAAGGCUCGGAGGGCGAGGAGGUGACAGAGGGGAGGGUGAAGGCUGUUGGCGGUCAAGUAGAGCAGGCAGAAAAAGACAUGUCCUCAAUUCCAGGCUGGUGCAACGAGACUUCAAGCGUGAACGUGGAGACAGCCACACAGGGUCAGAGUUUGAGCACUGACCCAAGUGAUCAACAGGAAAGCGGCAAGGAGAACUCCAGCGACUCCGUUACCUCAUCCUCCAAGGGGCACGCAGGCAAACCAAAACACAAUGGCGAGCGUGCGGAGCUCCCAUGUCAGGCCGGGUCCCUUCGUGCAGGCCAGGAGCCAGCCAGCGGGAUGAAGGGCCAGGACAACAGGGCAGGGCCAGGCCGAGAAGAGGACACCGCUGCGUCUGAACACAAAGUUCAGCACGGAGAGGGAAACCAUCUGAAGAAGAGGGAAGGGAGACAUGGGGACAAGAAGGUCCACUCGUAAUGAUCACUGUGCUCUACCUGGAGUCCAGACAUUUUUCUGAUCAGCAUUCUGAGGUGAGGCGACUCGGAGACUCAGAGGAACAGAGGAAAUCAGCCAAUAAAAGCGAACCUGCAGCUUCCACAUUAACGCAUGGUGUUUUUUCCGCAAAGAAGACUUUAUGAUUUAGCAUGAGCAUGAAUACUCACGUUUGUCAAAAGACCCAGAAGCAUUACAGUGAAUGACCGUGAUGUGCCAUGGGGUCGAGAGCAUUUCUUUUUCCCAGCUGAGGAGCAUCAGUAAAAACACAGACUCCCAGUGAUAACAGCAGCAACAGAGAAUACAUUUCCUGUGACCAAAGACGGCACAAACAGCUCCUUUGAGUGGGGAAGAGAGGAGUAUUUUUGAAUCACCUUCUACACUCGCCUUACAUUUCUCUUGGACCCAUAAUGUCAGGGUGUAAAAUGCUGUUUCUUUUUAACAAAAUGAUCCGUGAUUUUGCUGUAUAUAAAUGACAUUGUAUAAAUUCUAAAAUGCGUAGCUCACAUAUUGUUAAAGCAUUGUGAAGUGCAUCGAACUUAAAUGACAUUAUUGAAAUGGUUCCACUUUACAGGAAGGUUUGAGUGUAACUUUACCUGUCCUUGUAUAAAUUAUUAGCUGGUACAAUGUUUGUAAAUGAAAAAGCUAGCUUGAUUUUAACAGAGCAAGUUUCUUUAAAAUCUACUUUCAAUAAUUCUCAAAAUGGGAAUAUCUCUAGUUCUGUGAAAACAUUUAUUCAGAGCACUAAUAUUUUGAUGCAUGCGAUUCACCUUAUUUUAAUGACAAAUUUUCUAAGUUUGCAAACACUGUAUUAAGAAUAACAAGAAAUAAAACCCUUUAUCUGUGUACACACAUAACCCUAAAAAUUGUCACUCUAGACAGUUAUUCAAAGAAAUUGUCUUUAAUACAUCUAUGUUACAGAGGAAGGAUAGAGUUGGGUGUACUUUAUUACUUACUGAAGGUUUACUGCUUGCUGAUAUUGAGUUGAAGGGCAGCUUCUGCAAAUGUAGGCUUGAGUACAACCAGAGAAACAAUCUGAAUGUAUAUGCUAGAAGACUGGCACGCUGUACAAUUAUUAACUGUAUCAUGUGUAUUGGCCAUAAGAUGUAGAAGUAUCUGUAAGCCGAUCAUUUGUAAUUAUUCUAGCGGUGUAUUAAUAGGGUUUUAAGGCUGCUGUCGUUUUAAAAAGGGCAUUUUAUUUGGGUUUGGUGAACUUUUUUCUUUUACUUUAAUCUAUUCUUAAGAGAACACCCAAGGCAUUCAUUGGUAGUAGUUCUAAUAACGUAUGUAUGAGAAAACGACAAACACUGGAUGAUA
Messenger RNA from Megalops cyprinoides (Indo-Pacific tarpon), 14758 nucleotides. Its product is annotated as ankyrin-3-like. NCBI's taxonomy places the organism in Eukaryota, Metazoa, Chordata, Actinopteri, Elopiformes, Megalopidae. Gene Ontology annotation, biological process: protein localization to T-tubule; signal transduction; regulation of cardiac muscle contraction. Gene Ontology annotation, molecular function: protein binding. The coding region runs from base 359 to 13426 and encodes 4355 amino acids. The transcript has 47 exons. Gene Ontology annotation, cellular component: T-tubule. The record is from RefSeq and is a predicted model, not a curated record.